CGGCGGUGGUAAGUUGACGAGAGCCUUGUCAAAAUUAGCCGCAGCACAGUACCGUGCAGGCGUUUUUAUGCCACCGAGGCGUUUAGCGCUGCGCGCAUCGCCUUCUGAGAAACCGGAGAGUGGGAUUUUAAGACUGGGGUGUCCAUCUCAUUUGAGUAUACACUGCUAGCAGUGGCAUCCACUCUGAGACUCAGCGGUCACUAGAGGGGCUCCUGAGAGCAAGGGAAAGUGUAGCUCCCGGUCCCCUCUUGUCUGUGUGUGAGAGAAAGCUUGCGUUAAGUCCUGUGGAGACUCCUGGCUUGUCCAGUUUAAAAUGUCCUCCAUAUUGCCAUUCACCCCUCCUGUGGUGAAGAGGCUUUUGGGCUGGAAGAAAUCGACCAGCGGCCCGGGAGGAGCGGGCAGCGGGGAGCAGAACGGGCAAGAGGAGAAGUGGUGUGAGAAGGCUGUGAAGAGCUUAGUAAAGAAGUUGAAGAAGACAGGCCAGCUAGAUGAGCUAGAGAAGGCUAUCACCACACAGAACGGCAACACCAAGUGUGUUACCAUCCCCAGCAAUUGCUCUGAAAUAUGGGGACUGAGUACACCAAAUACGAUAGAACAGUGGGAUACAUCAGGCCUAUACAACUACCCUGACCAAACCAGAUCCCUGGAUGGCCGCCUGCAGGUCUCCCACAGGAAGGGCCUUCCCCAUGUUAUCUACUGCCGCUUGUGGCGAUGGCCGGACCUUCACAGCCACCACGAGCUGCGGGCCAUUGAGGCCUGUGAGUAUGCCUUCCACCUCAAGAAGGAUGAAGUCUGCAUCAACCCUUACCACUACCAGAGGGUGGAGACCCCAGUGUUGCCUCCUGUUCUCGUGCCAAGACACUCAGAAAUCCUGCCAGAGCUGCCACCUCUAGAUGACUACACUCAUUCCAUACCUGAGAACACAAACUUUCCUACAGGAAUCGAACCUCCAAACAACUAUAUACCAGAAACGCCUCCACCAGGCUACAUCAGUGAGGAUGGAGAGGCCAGUGAUCAACAGAUGAAUCAAAGUUCUCCUGCAGAGCUCUCCCCCAGCACUCUGUCUCCUGUCAAUCACAGCAUGGACCUGCAGCCAGUGACUUACUCAGAGCCGGCCUUCUGGUGCUCUAUAGCGUACUAUGAGCUGAACCAACGCGUCGGGGAGACGUUUCACGCCUCUCAGCCCUCGCUGACAGUGGAUGGAUUCACAGAUCCGUCAAACUCUGAACGUUUCUGCCUGGGCCUGCUGUCUAAUGUUAACAGGAACGCCACUGUGGAGAUGACCCGAAGGCACAUAGGAAGAGGAGUGAGACUCUACUAUAUUGGAGGAGAGGUGUUUGCUGAGUGCCUGAGUGAUAGCGCCAUCUUUGUCCAGAGUCCAAACUGCAACCAGCGGUAUGGUUGGCAUCCAGCAACAGUGUGUAAAAUUCCUCCAGGUUGUAAUCUAAAAAUCUUUAACAACCAGGAAUUUGCAGCUCUGCUGGCUCAGUCAGUCAACCAGGGCUUUGAGGCCGUCUACCAGCUCACCAGGAUGUGCACCAUCCGCAUGAGCUUUGUUAAAGGUUGGGGAGCUGAGUACAGGCGGCAGACUGUCACAAGCACUCCUUGCUGGAUCGAGCUGCAUUUGAACGGUCCCUUGCAGUGGCUGGACAAAGUUCUGACCCAGAUGGGUUCCCCGUCUGCACGCUGCUCCAGUAUGUCCUAAAGCAGCAAAGGAAACCCCCCUGGAAGAAGAAAAAAAAAAAAAAAAGCCCAUUACAAAGAUCAUUAAAUUCUAAACUUGUGAGUCCUUUCAUUUAAAAAAAGGAAACCCCACAGAAUGAUUUUUCUGUGACAUAGUUCAUAGUAUUUGUGGCCCAGUUCCACAUCCCUCUUAACUUUACACACAUACACGCAGAUACAGACUUUUGAGUAAAACAACAACAAAAAAAAAAAUUGGCACUUUGUUACCCAUCUGUCAUGCACCUUGUUAAAAUUGUUUUACCCCCAAAUCCUUGAUAUUAGAUCUAUUUGUGGUACAAAUAAAAUGUAUAUUGGUUUUUAGUCUGGGAAGUAGGGGAGAUACCAAAAAUAUCUGUGAAUAGUUUCUCAGUAUUGAAGAUUGCUUGUAUGAGUAACAUGAUCUGUUUUUGAAUGCUAAACCUUUUUUUGUUUUCUUUUGUUUUGAGCCCACCCCAAACAUUGUUAACAUAAGUUUACUUUUCUCUGGGAAACUUGGCCCCAUCUCUUGUCAGGGGAAGGUGGCUUGGUGAAGAAAUGAUGGCCUUGGUGGCCGUUCCCCUCUCAAGGAAACGCCACAUAGUGUUUUUAAAAAAAAAAAAAAGAUUGAAUUGUCUUUGCCAGAAUGACCUCCCCGCACACCCCUUAUUUUAUUUUUAUUAUUUUUUUUUUUUUAACUCUUGAUGGGUGUCGUUCUAAGACAUUCCUCUUAACGGACAAGAGAGUGUUGGUUAAAUAAAUAUUUCAAAAACUAAGUGCUAACUCAGUCUGACAAGAGUUUAUGAUUUUUGUCAUUAUAUGGCACCCUUACGUGUCCUUGGUUUAGUUGAUUUACAUCACCACUGAGCAGCCUGGUAUGGAUGCUGAAGAGGUGGUGGGCCAGGCUUUGCAGGUGCACUGGGCAGGGACCAGAGAAUAUCAGCUGUUAAUCAAAAAAGAAGUGUUUUUUUUUUUUUUUUUUUUGACAGACUCUGGGAGUCCCGGGACUCUCCGAGGUGAAGCAUAGAGCAGUUCACCGGGAGAAUUUGAAGGUUUCACUGAAUUCAUUCUGUUUAGCCUAUAUCCCCAUUGUUUUGCUACUUUUGUAUUCUCAUGUAUUUUUAUAUAUAAAUAUACUUAAAAUUUCUGUCGUUCACUUUUUAUUAAAAUAAUAUUUUAAAGACCACAGUUGUUUCUAAAGCGACAAGGAGGCCAUGGAUCAUUCCUUCAUUUUUCCCAAAAUUUCUAAGCAGCUCUUUGUCUUGGAUUUAAAAAAACAAAAAAAACAAAACAAACAAAAAAAAAAAAAACAAGAAAAAAAAACUAUCACUGCCACACAUGAUGUGCAGCCUGUAUCUACCCUCUGUCUCUUCUGAAGAAAUCUGGUGCAUUUAAAGUACACUAAAACAGCAACAGAUUUGCCUGAAAUCAGCUUUUCUGUCAUGGUUUGAUUCCAGCAGCAUGUAAAACUUUGUAAUGGCCAUUUAUUCAUUCAGCCCCCCCCCCCUUUUUUUUUUAAAAAAAACAAAA
This is a messenger RNA of Archocentrus centrarchus (flier cichlid), 3228 nucleotides long. RefSeq names its product mothers against decapentaplegic homolog 2. The coding region runs from base 314 to 1705 and encodes 463 amino acids. The transcript is spliced from 11 exons. Gene Ontology annotation, molecular function: I-SMAD binding; DNA-binding transcription factor activity, RNA polymerase II-specific; RNA polymerase II cis-regulatory region sequence-specific DNA binding. Gene Ontology annotation, biological process: positive regulation of transcription by RNA polymerase II; transforming growth factor beta receptor signaling pathway; activin receptor signaling pathway. The record is from RefSeq and is a predicted model, not a curated record. Gene Ontology annotation, cellular component: heteromeric SMAD protein complex. Lineage: Eukaryota; Metazoa; Chordata; Actinopteri; Cichliformes; Cichlidae.